CUUCGCUUCCGGUAAAGCCUCCUUUUCGGCAGCGGCUAUUUCCUCGCCAACAUGCCACUCGCAAAAGACUUGUUGCACCCAUCCCCUGAGGAGGAGAAGAGGAAGCACAAGAAGAAACGUCUGGUUCAGAGCCCCAACUCUUACUUUAUGGAUGUAAAAUGUCCAGGAUGCUACAAGAUCACGACAGUGUUCAGCCACGCUCAGACAGUCGUGCUGUGUGUUGGCUGUUCCACGGUCCUGUGUCAGCCCACUGGAGGCAAAGCGCGUCUCACAGAGGGGUGCUCGUUCAGGAGGAAGCAGCACUAGUUGUCCUUGGAGCUGAAAGAGAGAGGAGGGGAUGGACCGGUUGAUACCAGCUUCUCUGGGCUCCGAGGCAACGGCAGAGCCUGCGGUCGGAUUUGAAACGAAGACUUGACUGGACAGCAGAUGGAUUUUCAAUGUUCAUGUUGACGGAUCGGUUGUUGCUGCAACUCCACCCUCCAACCCUGUCUCUCUAAAUAAAAUGUUUUGGCUAAAGGAA
Nematolebias whitei (Rio pearlfish) is the source of this 520-nucleotide messenger RNA. RefSeq names its product ribosomal protein S27, isoform 1 (gene rps27.1). The record is from RefSeq and is a predicted model, not a curated record. The transcript is spliced from 4 exons. Gene Ontology annotation, cellular component: ribosome; cytosolic small ribosomal subunit. Lineage: Eukaryota; Metazoa; Chordata; Actinopteri; Cyprinodontiformes; Rivulidae. The coding region runs from base 52 to 306 and encodes 84 amino acids. Gene Ontology annotation, biological process: translation; ribosomal small subunit assembly. Gene Ontology annotation, molecular function: structural constituent of ribosome; RNA binding.